CUUUGAGUAAAAUAGUGAGAUUCUUUCUACAGGAGGUCUAUGUUUGAGUCAUAAUACCAUGGAAAUCUUAUUAUAUACUAUAAUUAUGACUUUAGGGUGUGUGUCUCAACUGCAAAAAGAAUCCUAUGAUGUGUGAACCAUUUUCUCACUUUUAUUCAUUCACUUCCCAGGACAUAGGAAGGUUUUAGGAAAGUUGGUCAGGCCUUGGCUACUGCUGAGGCCUUCAAGAAAGCCUGAAAUAGAAAUUGAAAGACCUUCUUUGAGCCCCACUUAGCCAAGUCACAGCAAAACAGUAAAAUGAAUCCACAGUCCACUGAAGUUCUAGGUUCUAAGAUGACAUAUGUGUGAUGUCACAGAAACCUCAAGCUUGACUAUUUAACAAGGAGCCUACAAUUGCCAGUGUUGGAAGCAGUGAGCAAACUUAGCCUGCAGUUUGUUUCCCUUGGCAAUCACUAUGCAGAGCAUUAAAAAUAUGAGAGAAUUUGAGAACUUUCUGAAGAAUGCUGGUUCCAAACUUGUUGUCGUUGACUUCUCAGCAAAAUGGUGUGGUCCAUGCAAAAGAAUUGGUCCUGUUGUUCAUGAAAUGGCUAUGCGAUAUGAAAACGUAGUAUUUGCCAAUGUGGAUGUGGAUGUUGCAGCGGAGGUGGCCUGUUCUUGUCAAGUCAAAGCCAUGCCCACAUUUCAGAUGUAUAAAGAAUCCCGAAAGGUGAAUGAGUACAUUGAGUGGGAGCAACCAGGUGGUUACUAGAAGAAAGAUCAAAGUCACCCACUGUCCCUCCAACAAAUGAAGGCCUGGAGCCAGCAGCAGAAGUAGCCAUGCCUUUUGAGAAGCCACUGAGGCUCCAGUCCCUGAAGAAUGUACCUACUUGACCAACCCAUCAGUGAUGUCCAAGAGCUGAGCAAAGGAGUGAUGAUGUAUCCAUUGGCUAUGCCAAUCCAAAAGCAGACUUGAUAGAGACUCAGAGAAGGGAGAAAGGAUUUACAGGGCCAGGAAGUGCCUCCACUAUUUGAGGGAGAUGUUUUGUAACCACCACUAUAAGUUUGAGUCCACUUUCCCCAGUAAUCUUCCAGUAUGGGGGCAUGCUUUUUAACCUCUA
Messenger RNA from Phascolarctos cinereus (koala), 1097 nucleotides. Lineage: Eukaryota; Metazoa; Chordata; Mammalia; Diprotodontia; Phascolarctidae. The record is from RefSeq and is a predicted model, not a curated record.